Messenger RNA from Linum trigynum, 2569 nucleotides. NCBI's taxonomy places the organism in Eukaryota, Viridiplantae, Streptophyta, Magnoliopsida, Malpighiales, Linaceae. The record is from the annotation of a GenBank genome assembly.
AUUGCUAAGCAAUUGCUUGUGGGCCUUUAUGUUAGACUAACAUGAGCUGACGAAGCCGGGUCGACCCGACCACAAACUCUCACCGUCUCUCCGCCGCCGACGAUUCGCAUUAGAUCUCUGUGCGUGUCUCUUCCGUUCUCCUUCAUCUUUGUUCCUGAAGUUCAGCCCUAAACUCAUCUCUCCUUGCAGCGAUUGAAGACCAUUCUUACAGCCGCACCAUUGGUGCGAUCUUUUGGAUAUUAGUUUGAUCCGAUCAAUCAAAUACAAUUUUUGGGCAUUUACGGAUUGCGAUAAGUUCGAGUCGCGUUGGAGAAGCUGCAGCAGAAGAUGGCGUACGAACUGACUGAGCAGCAAAGAAUUGGAUUGGGUCUAAUCGGAUUUGGGAUCUUUUUUACCUUUCUCGGCGUGAUCCUGUUCUUCGACAGAGGGUUACUCGCCCUUGGAAAUAUACUGUGGUUGACAGGGGUAGCCAUUUUGCUGGGCUGGUACACCACAUGGAAGCUCUUUACCAGCAGAGAAAACUAUAAGGGCUCUGUCUCGUUUCUUUUGGGACUGUUCUUCCUUUUUGUUCGUUGGCCGAUUGUCGGUAUAAUCUUGGAAAUUUAUGGAUGCUUUGCACUGUUCGGAGGCUUUUGGCCGUCUGUCAAGGCUGUCCUUUAUCAAAUACCAGUCAUUGGAUGGAUUAUACAAUAUCCAGUUCUGGUAAGUACUUCCACUGCUACCUUUUCUUUCCUCUUUGCUCGCCCUGCUAAAGCUCAUCAACAACGAGCAUACAAGCAUUGCCCCUUGUUGUAGUCUUUGUAAAGCGCUUGAAUUUCGUGCUGCCGUGUGCUUACCAGAACAUUAGACAUUGGUGAUUGGACAUAUUGAAAAUCCGAUACUGUUUGCUAAUCAAUGUUAUCUAUCCUUAAGCUAAAGCCUACAUCUGCGGCUUAAAGCACUUCCAAACAGAGUAGUUAUUGCUGUCAAGUACAGCAUAUGAACUUUCUGAAUGAUGUCUAAUACACUGUCGGUGUGGCGAUGGUUGCAACAGAUCUUUAAUCGCCUGACGAGUGGGUAGAGGGUGGAAGGUUCUGUUUGGUAACUGGCUUUAUUGCUUACCAAAUUCGGACUGGGAUGAAAUGCAUGCACAGGUUUCUUCUUCACGAUGGACGAAACGGAGUUGCAACAGAACAGUGUUUUUCAGUACAACAGGGACUGGACUGGCGACUUCUUAGGGUUCCCUCUCAUUCGUGUAAUGUAAUGUCAUCUCUGGUACGUUGUACUCUGUAAGUUUAACAAACACGUCUUUCUACUGUGAGUUCUAAUAAAUACUUGCUGACCAAUUUUCUUAAUUUUCAGUCCCUUUCCUCAUACUUGAUAUGUAUGCUGGAAAUUCCUGCUUCGUCUCGACGAACAUGUUAACUAGAGUCGGGCUAAUCCAUAGUUCAAGAACAUAGUUGUUACACAACGUCAUAAUACAGGAAAUCGAAAUCGUCACUAGUCCAUACUCAGAAUCUCAGGAACAUGUGAUGAUCAGAUCCAAAAAUCGUACAGCAACGUGUUAAUUAGCAAAAAGGGAUGUGAGAUCUUGUGGGGGGGGGGGGGGGGGGGGGGGGGGGGGGGGGGGGUAAAGACCUGACCUUUCUUCCUAGACCAUAUUGUCAGUACCAAAGAUUCAGCUUUCUUACGUUGUUAGAAAGCCUGUGAGUGACUAUAGAGUCAAAGCUCAAAGGUCCCUACUUUACUAUUAUGUCAAUCCAAGUAGUGUUUUUUUCCAAACACAGUCAUCAAAAUCUGAACUUUGGAGCCAACAUGACCCCAUCAACCAAACAACCCCUUAACUAUGUUUCUACACUUUUGGAGGAGUGGACUCCUGGAGUGUUCGUGGUAAAUUGAUCAUUCGUUGCGCUCGAGUGAGCUCCUAGAGUGUUCGUGGUAAACUGGACGUUAAGUGUACUUCUAGAUCUUUCAACGUUAUUCGAACUGAUUGUUCGAAACAUUUGGAUUGCUUCUUCAUCUUCGACACCUUGCCCAGAAGGAGUUUCUUGUUCUUGUUCAGAGAAAUUCCAAGGGCUAAGGUUAGAUUGAGUGUAGGAAGGAGCCAGGGAGGUAUGGUGAUAUCAUCAUCUUUUAAUUAUGAAGAAAAUUGUUGUGCAUGUGUAUAGAGAGUCCAGGGGUGGACAACGAAUCUGGUUUAUACUGAAUCGGAUCGAAUCAAAUAUAUUUAGAUUCCAUUUUUGUUCUAUAAAUUAUUUUAAUUAUGAAGAAAAUUGAUCAAAAUUGAAUUUGGACUGGAAGGAUUCGUUUAUCUAUCUAUCUAUAUCUAUCUAUCUAUAUCUAUAUCUAUCUAUAUCUAUCUAUCUAUCUAUACUAUAUAUUAUGACAAUUCAAAAGCAAUCUCUUGCCACAUAAACACUUGGAUGAGCCACAAUUUGCCAAGUUGGACAACUUUUUUACAAACAAAAAAAUUAAUUAUUAAUGCAUUUAUGGAGCUACAUCUCUCUUCUUUAAUAUUUCCAUUUCUUUUAUCCAAUUAUUCCUUUUCAUUUAUCCAUUUAUUCUUUUUUAAUAAUAAGUUACAUGUUGA